Molecule: messenger RNA, 1695 nt
Organism: Leishmania major strain Friedlin
Lineage: Eukaryota; Euglenozoa; Kinetoplastea; Trypanosomatida; Trypanosomatidae
Exons: 1
Coding region: 1-1695 (564 amino acids)
Biological process (GO): telomere maintenance; DNA repair
Molecular function (GO): DNA helicase activity
Source: RefSeq, a predicted model, not a curated record
AUGCGUGACGGAGUACACCGCUUCAGUCCUCGCUCACUCGCUCGCUGUGUUGAUUGCGUUGAAGAGGGGGGCGACAGUGCAGUGCGCAGACACGCUCUCAUUCACGGCUCGAGCGCUGUCCCAGCCACCAUCUCUCUGCCGUCGUUGUCCGUGUCGCUGUGGAUCCGCUUGCUCCCCGGUGCGCCGCUCACGCCAUCACGCCAGCCGCCGUCCAGACCCCGCCCCACCCACCACCACUACACACACACACACGGACACACACAGCGUCGUCCUCGGCGACGUCCCUUCUCGUGCCCCCCUCUGCUGCGGCAGCGCACCCCUGCCCAGCUCAUGCGAACUGUACACCCGUCAAGGGGCGACGGUAGCGAAAGAUGCGCGUGUGGCGCGAGCACAUACGCCGACCUUGCUGACGCCUGCUUGAUGCACAGGUGCCGCAGCUGCCGCCGCCACUGCUGCAGUGGUAUCCACUCGCUUUCCUCAGUACUUUGCCUGCAGCGUGCCUGCCUCGCUCUCAGCAAGGCGAAGUACGUUGCGAGGGCCGGACGGCAAGAGCGCCAACCAAAGCUGCACAGAAGACGCGCUGCGGUGCGCGGUGGCGGUGCCGCUGGUGGCAGUCUAAACACCCGAGCAGCAGCUCAUGCGGCGGCGGACGCGGAAGGCACACACUCGGUGCACAGAGUCUACUCCAACGUGCGCGGUGCAGCGCGACAUCACGUGGCGGUCUCUGAUACUGCUGCCACCGGUGCGCAAGACAGAGACGCGGUCCUGCUGCAUCUCUUCGACUCGGCUACGGCGCAGGACGGGCAUCGGCCCGGGCGAGCAACGGAGGGGGCGGCGGGUGGUUGGACGGCGUCUCCCGUGGUUCGAGGUGGCGUCACGCGGGAGUGCACCACGACGGCCGUGCUGACCGCACAGACUCUCCCGCCGCCGCGCGUACCUCGACCGCGCUUCGCACGGCCGUCAGCGUGGUCUUCGGAAGCGGCGCUGAUACGCGCGACAGCAGCGAGAAUCUCCAGCACCCACGGCAGCCGCAGAACAUCAUCUGUCAUGUUGGACCCCACGCAAGCGAAAGCGGUUGAUUUGGCUGCCCGUGGCUUCAACAUCUGCGUGAUGGGCGGUGCUGGAAUGGGCAGGUCGCAGACGCUGCGUGCCAUCGUAGCGGCGCUGCGAAGUCGCGAGGUGCACGAGUCCGAGGAAACCUUGCGCGCGGUGGCGAACGCGGCCAGCUCGCCACAGCGGGGUGGCAGCUACCGGCGUGCGGACGCGAGGGGGCCGAAUGUGGCGAGAAAGGAGGGGCAGAGCGGGCAGCGUGGUUUCGCAGGGCCAUCACCGCCGCUCCACUGUAAGCGUCCGCCAUCUCGCCUGCCCGAACGCUCGCGCGCCACCACAUCCGUGUCGAGGUCGAAGCCGCGCUCCUCUUCGGCCGCCUGCGCUGCGCCGGCCCUGAGCAACGUCUGCGCCACCGCCAUGGCCAUCAACACUUUUGCCGGCAUCGGACUUGGUCGUGGAAGCUCGGAGCAGCUGCUUCACACGGCGCAGAAGAACGCGGAAGCGGCGCAGCGCUGGCGUCAAUGUCGCGUCCUCCUCAUCGAUGAGGUCAGCACACCGGAAGCCUCGCUCUUCGAGCCGCUCGACUACAUCGCACGUCGGGUGCGUCGGUGUGCCCACGUGCGCCCUCUGGCGGCAUUCAGGUGA